AUGGCGACGGGAGCGGGCUGCCCCGCCCCGCCCCGCCCCCCGCGCCGCGAGGCUCCCGACCCCUCCCGGCGUCGCCGGCCCGCCGGCCGGGGCUUGUCAGGCCGGACGCCGCGGAGUAGGCCCCGGCGCGGCCAAGAUGGCCCCCGGCGCGACCAAGGCUCCAAAUGUCACCCCCGCGCCCUGACACCCCCUCGCCCCCUCCGCACUCGGCGACGCCGCCUGGCGCCCGGCCUCCACGUCUCCUCCCCGGGCCCCUGCCUCCUAGGGCGCGGGGGGCCGUGGACCCGGCCGGCUCGCCGCGCCGCUGUCCGGGGACUCGGGGCUCACGCGUCCGGUGCCCCCGACCGUGACGUCACCCCCGAAGGGCCCGUGAGCCCGGGGCCUGGCCGCGCCGGAGCUCCCCGGGCCUUAGGGCCGUUUCCUGCCCGGUCGCGGGGCCUGCGCACAGGCCCGGGCGCCGAUGCCCGCGUGGGGGCACCGCGGAGACCCCCGGCGCGCCCCAUCUCCCCCACGCACGGCCCUCACCGCCCCCGGCGCCCUGCCUCCCACGCCGUGCCGCACGCCAGGCCCCGAGUCCCACACGCUCAAGUCGGCUCCCCGCCCCCCACCCCGGGCGCACUCACAAAGCUCCCCUCCCGCCCCGGCGCCGGGCGAGUGUCCCCCCGCGUCCCCACGCCCCGCGCGGCAGCACUCCGCGCCCCGGCGCACACACAGCCCCGGGCCACACGCGCCCCUCGCCGCUCGCGCCCCCACGCCACGCACCGUCCCCGCGGCGGCCCUCCGGUGACCUCGCGCACCCCCACACCACACAAAGCGGUGACCCCGCGGACCCCCACAUCGCGGCCCGCGGCGCGCUCGGCCCCCGAGCCCGCCUCCGUUCCUCACCCUGCCUCGGCUCCCGACGCCUCGCGCCGCCCCCACCCCGGCAGCGCCCCCCGCAGCCCCCGCGCCCCAGCGCUCCGUGCUCACCUCGGCGCCCGCGCUCACUCGGGGGUCCUGGGUCUCGCGCUGCGACUUCGCGGCCCGCAGGCCCGGGCGGCCAUGGGGGUCAGGGCGCGGCGGCCCGGCCGGCCGGCGGCCAGGCAGGAAGGAGGGUGGGCCGCGGCGCCCCCUCCUCGCGCCGGCGCUCGGGCGGCGGGCAGGGCGGCCUGCUCGGCUCGCCUCUCGCCCUCGCCGCCGCCUCGCUCUCCGACUCGACUCUCCGAGCCCAGCCGCGGCGGGGGCGGCGCCCGGGGGCGCGGGGAGCCGGCGGCGCGGGGAGCGGGCCCUGGCCGCGCACCCGGCCGGGCCUGCCUGGUGUCCGCGGGUGCCGCGGGGAAAUGCGAUCCCCUCCGCACAGGAAGAGCGAGCGGGCGGGCGGCGGGCGACGCGCGGGGGGAGAAGGAGAGCGAGAGCGGGAGGAAAAAACUUCCCGGGCGGCCUGGCUGUGCUCGCUCGAGGCCCCGGGCGCCAGGCCAGGCUCCCACCCUCGCCCCACCAUCAGCCGUCACCGUGACCUCCUCUUUACAGGGUGGGAAACAUUUUUGA
Molecule: messenger RNA, 1527 nt
Organism: Leopardus geoffroyi (Geoffroy's cat)
Lineage: Eukaryota; Metazoa; Chordata; Mammalia; Carnivora; Felidae
Product: basic proline-rich protein-like
Exons: 3
Coding region: 1-1527 (508 amino acids)
Source: RefSeq, a predicted model, not a curated record